Molecule: messenger RNA, 2079 nt
Organism: Chinchilla lanigera (long-tailed chinchilla)
Lineage: Eukaryota; Metazoa; Chordata; Mammalia; Rodentia; Chinchillidae
Gene: Nkx2-6
Product: NK2 homeobox 6
Exons: 2
Coding region: 26-898 (290 amino acids)
Biological process (GO): regulation of transcription by RNA polymerase II; cell differentiation
Cellular component (GO): nucleus
Molecular function (GO): DNA-binding transcription factor activity, RNA polymerase II-specific; RNA polymerase II cis-regulatory region sequence-specific DNA binding
Source: RefSeq, a predicted model, not a curated record
CGGCCCCGCCCCCUCCGCCUGCGGGAUGCUGCUGAGCCGGGUCACCUCCACCCCCUUCUCCGUCAAUGACAUCCUGCGGCUGGAGCGCGAGCAGGGCGACCUCGAGGUUUCCCCACAGUGGGGGCUGCGGGGGAGCCCGGAAAACCCUCAGUACCUGGGAGUGGGCCCGGCGGUUCACCGCGCCUGCGGUGGGGGCGGCAGAGGGAGAGAGCGAUCCGAGGCUCGCGGGGGUCCCUGUGAGGCGGCGGUGGAGAUGCACGAGGAACGGGUUGGGGAGCCACAGUCCGACCCGGCCGCGGUCUUGCCCCUCGCCGGCGGUAACAGCAGGGAGCUGGCGCCCAGCGUUAGCCAGGGAGGCGACCGCGUGCGCGGUGGCGGCCCCGAGCGGCCCAAGACGCGACAGCGGCGGAAGCCACGCGUGCUCUUCUCGCAGGCGCAGGUGCUGGCCCUGGAGCGGCGCUUCAAGCAACAGCGGUACCUGUCGGCGCCCGAGCGCGAGCACCUGGCCAGCGCGCUGCAGCUCACGUCCACGCAGGUCAAGAUCUGGUUCCAGAACAGGCGCUACAAGUGCAAGAGGCAGCGCCAGGACAAGUCGCUGGAACUGGCCGGCCACCCCCUGGCGCCGCGCCGGGUGGCGGUGCCAGUGCUGGUGCGCGACGGCAGACCCUGCUUGGGCCCGGGCGCGCCUGCCUUCCCCAGCGCCUAUGCCGCAGCGCCCUAUUCUUGCUACGGCGGUUAUGUGAGUUCCCCCUACGGGGCAGGAUACAGCGCUGGCUACGCGGGGCCCGGCUCCGCGCCGUCCACGCCGCCGGCCAGCUCCGGCUUCGGGCACAGCGGCCAGAGCACCACCCCGCAGGGCCAUCUGCCUGCCACGCUGCGGGGCGUCCGGGCCUGGUGAGGCGCCCUCUCCUCCUGGCUCGGUCCCCUCCCUCGCCCACGGGUCCCGCUCUACGGGACUGGAACUGCUCGGGAGGAGCCGUCCCCCAGGCCCUGUGGGUGUUCCUCCCCCAGGGACGUGGCGCGGGACACAGUAUAGAGAGGGCAAAAGAUCUUAGGUGGCUGACGUCUCGGGGACAGGAGCAGCACUGAGGCUGGUGACUUUUCGGGGCUCAACCCCUGGGGCCCGAGGGGCUCUUCGGUUGCGUGUGCAGCAGCCCGGCCCCCUGGGAGGUGGAGAGGGUGUCAUCUAGAGGGGCUCCGUCCUCCAGCAAGGGAACUGAGGCGGAGCGUAGAGAGGAAACGGGAAAAAGCGAGGGAGUGGGAGGUCGGGAGGGUUGGAGCCGGGACGCUAAGGCUGCGAGCCACGUCCUGCGGCUCCGGGCCGGCGACCCUGGGAAGAGCGCCUGCGCUCGGGCUCGCCCCGGGAACCCUGCGUUUCACGUCGCACAUCCCGCGCAGCGCCCGAGCGGAGAGACUGCGUGGCCCUGGUGUGUUGGCAUCCCCUAGGCCGUUAGCAUCCUUCUCUCGGGCAGCUCUGCACAACUUCGAGUUGAAGCAGAAGCUGUAGGGAGACAAAAGUGACCGAGCCCUGGAGGUGGCUCCUGACUGCAGCUCUCCCGCCCCUCUUUCCCUCUCCGUGGGUUUUCUUUUGGAACAGAAUCUGUUUCUAAAUUCUGCAUCAGGAAAGGAGAUCCCGACUCGGCUCUAAGUCCCAAAAAGAUGGGUCCAAAACCUAACGUUUAACUCCCUGAAAUUAUGAAAAUUGGACAUCCUCUCUCCCCUAUCCUGAAGUCAUGCAAACUGAAGGUGGAAAACAAAUUCAGUGUAUUAAUGGGAACACGGGAUCCAGUAGGAAUUGUCCUGGGCAGGACAGUUAGUAGGAAAGUCUAGAAGGUUGCCGCGGACUUAGCAAAGGUUCGGUUCUAUUAUUUAAUAAAUCUUCGUGUUUAAUUAAAAUGCACUGCACCUGCUUGUUCUCCCCUCUGAAUAUACCCUGAUUGUUUUUACUGAAGUGGGAAAUGGUGUUUGAUCCUAUGUAAAUGCUACAUGACUCCCCAUCCUUCACAGCCUUUAAAUUUACAUACUUAAACAAGAAUUGUUCAUAUUUUUCUUACUAUUUCCUUACAUUUUCACUUUUUU